This is a messenger RNA of Gadus chalcogrammus (walleye pollock), 1456 nucleotides long. Its product is annotated as E3 ubiquitin/ISG15 ligase TRIM25-like. Gene Ontology annotation, molecular function: zinc ion binding. The transcript has 2 exons. The coding region runs from base 170 to 1255 and encodes 361 amino acids. NCBI's taxonomy places the organism in Eukaryota, Metazoa, Chordata, Actinopteri, Gadiformes, Gadidae. The record is from RefSeq and is a predicted model, not a curated record.
ACUAUCAUCAGGUAUGGGUUGAAAUCGUUAGUGAAUAUGUUGAGUACUCUCACCUGUCACUGUUCACUGCUGUUACUCAAAACAAAACUACUGAUUGGCUACUACCUCCAUUUUACCAUUGUUGUACAUUAUAAAUGAUUUAACUUUAUUUAACAAUGGUUUUCUAGGAAUGGCCUCUGUGACAUUGUGGUCUGAGGAGGACUUCUCCUGUUCCAUCUGUCUGGAUGUGUUCAACAGCCCAGUUACCACACCAUGUGGACACAACUUCUGCAGAGCCUGUAUUACAGUGUUCUGGGAUGACAUAGUCCAGUUCAAAUGUCCUGUCUGCAACGAGCUGUUCCACACAAGACCUGUUUUACGGGUUAAUACCCUCAUAUCAGGGAUGGUUGAUCAGUUUAGAAGUUCUGUACGAGUCAAAGAGCAGCCUUGCGUUGAACCCGGAGAAGUUCCUUGUGACGUCUAUACUGGGACCCAGCUGAAGGCAGUGAAGUCCUGCCUGGUGUGUCUUAUCUCUUACUGCCAAACCCACCUGGAGCCACAUCAGAGAGUCGCAGGCCUGAAGAAACAUCGGCUGGUCGAGCCUUUAGACCGUCUGGAAGACAGGAUGUGUAAGAAACACAAUCAACUUCUGGAGCUCUUCUGCCAGACUGACCAGGUGUAUGUGUGUCAGUUCUGCACAGUGACAGACCACAAGUCACAUCCUGUUGUACCUCUAAAGGAGGAAUAUGAAGUGAAGACGGCCCAGCCGGGGAAGAUAGAGGCUGAAGUUCAGCAGAUGAUCAAGGAGAGACAACGAAAGAUUAAAGACAUCAUAGACACGGUGGACCACAGCAAAGCAGACGCAGACAGAGAGAUAGCCGAUGGUGUUCAGGUCCUCACUGCUCUGAGUUGCUCUGUUGAAAAGUGUCUGGAUGAUCACAACAAAACGGUUCAAGAGAAACUGAAAUCCACAGAGAAAGAAGCUGAAGGCCUCAUCAAAGAGCUGGAGCAGGAAAUAAAAGAUCUGACCAAUAGAAGCUCAGAGGUGAAGCAGUUCACCCAAACUGAAGACCACCUCCACCUCCUCCAGACCUUCAGAUCCCUGAAGGAUCCUCCACCCACCAGGGACUGGACGACGAUGGAGGUCCGUCCUCCAUCAUACGUUGGGACCUUGAGGAGAGCCCUGGAUCAGCUGGAGGAGACACUGAACAUGGAGGUGAAGAAGGUGCCUGACCUGAGAUCAGUUCCACACAAGUAUAUGAGUGCCACCGUGUAAAAUAAGUUUGAGAAGAUAACCUUACAUUAAAAAAUGUAAUGCAAAAACACAUAGCAUGCUUGCACACUCACAUCCAUAUGGCCCGUCGGCCUCCUCGGGAACGGGACUCGGCUGCAGCGGUCCGUCCUGUGAGCGUAUCUCGGUCCGGUCCUCGGUCCUACACUGGACCCACACGUGUCUCAUUAGCCCGUCUCCGCCUCC